Molecule: messenger RNA, 2187 nt
Organism: Phaedon cochleariae (mustard beetle)
Lineage: Eukaryota; Metazoa; Arthropoda; Insecta; Coleoptera; Chrysomelidae
Source: the annotation of a GenBank genome assembly
AUGGGUUGGAAGGAAAAUUUCCAGAAACUCACGGUACUGGAAAAAGUGUUGAUUAUUUCUGUGACCAUUCUAUGUAUUGUUGUAGUACUACUAUUUAUUGGUUUUUUGACUACUCAUGAUGAUGGCGUAUGUACACACCCCGAAUGUGUCCGAGCGGCUGUACACAUUCUGGACACUGUUGAUCCCUUGGCCAAUCCUUGCGAGGACUUCUACAGGUUCGCAUGCGGCACAUUUUUGCAGAACGCUUUCACAACGGGAAGGCCUUCGUUGCUGCACGAGCUGUCAGAAUUGACGAAGAACCAGCUGCAGGAGAUCGUGGUGGAGACGAGAAAAGACGAGACGGAGCUGCCAAGGAUGCUGCGCGCGCAAAGAAGGUUCUACAGGGCGUGCGCCAACACCAGCGCCAUCGAGGAAGAAGAGAAUCAGACGGUGUUGAGAUUGUUGGAUGAGGUUCUUGGUGGAUGGCCCUUACAGAAAAGACAAAUGUGGGACGACAGGGGUUUUGAUUGGGUGAAAUCCACCAUCAAAUCCAGAAAACUUGGAUUGUACUACCAGUUCUUCUUCAGUGUUGAUGUCUACCACAAUUUAACCAACAAUAAGGCUAUGUUAUGGAUUCGUCCACCUGCUCAGAUAGAAAUUUCUUCAUUUCAAUGGAAAGAGGAAACCAUAGACUUGAUGGCUGACAUUGCAACUCUUUUGGGCUCGGAAAGUAACGUUAUUCCUGAAAUUCGAACGACAAUGUAUUUUGCCAAACAAAUACAAGGAUUAGCAGAAAUCUAUCACAACAAGUCAUUGCCGUAUGGAAGUAGAGAAAGACAAAAUCGGACGAUAGCUAGUAUCAAUCAUACAUACAUCAAGAUCGAUUGGUUGAGUUUCCUCAAGAAUAUCACUGGUUUACCACUGCGUGAAGACGACCCUGUAAUGUUUGAUUUGACUGAUUAUUUGACGGAUUUCUUCUAUUUGCUUAGCAGGACUCCCAAAAGAAUAAGCGCAAAUUUCAUGUCUUGGGCAAUUAUAUCGAGCAAUAUAAACUACAUGACAAGAGCAGUGAGAGACAAAUACAAAGAAUUGUCAAAAUUUUCAAACGACACUGAGGAGGCAGAUACUAGCAGAUGCGAUAUUUGUUUCAAACUUAGCACAGGAUUGUUCAGAUCUAUAGCAGAAUCGGAAUACAUGCGCAGAUACACGACUAUUGAGAAAAAAACUUCUAUAUCUAGAAUGAUUCAAGCCAUAAAGAAAGAAAUGGAGAUUUCGCUCACGGUCACUCCUUGGUUGGACGAGGUUUCCAGGAACAAUGCCUUGAAGAGACUGAAAAACAUCACCGAGGCUAUCGGUUGGUUGGAUCUUGCCUUCGAUAUUGAUAAAAUCGAUCAAAUCAAUGGGUAUCACAAGAUAGUAGUUCAUGGUGACAAUGCUGUGGAUAUGGCUCGAACAAUGACUAGAAGCAACUUCGACAACUAUUACAGACAAAUGGAACGGAAUAUAACCGACCUGGAUAGGAUAAGCAGUCCAAGGAUAGAAGUGAAUGCCUAUUUUGUCAGAUCCUAUAAUAUACUCGUUUUGCCUGCGUCCAUUCUUCAAGGCCAAAUCUUCUCCACAAAUAGGCCGUCCUACCUCAACUACGGCGCUCUGGGCACCGUGAUCGGCCACGAAAUGACGCACGGGUUCAGCGAAGCCGGCGAAUUAUUCGAUUCGGACUCGGACAAUUUGUGGACCAACGAGACGAUGCAGAGGUUCGCGAACGUUUCCAGAUGUCUCGUGGACGAGUACGACGAUUAUCGCGAAGGGAUAGGAAAAUUGGAAGUGAACGACACCUGCGAUCCGGUCCAAACCCUCCUGGACGAAAACCUGGCCGACUUCACGGGUGUUAACCUGGCAUAUACGGCGUACCGACGCUGGGCGCAACUCAACGCCCCCGAAAAAACUCUGCCAGGCGUACGGUUCACGCCCAAUCAGCUGUUCUGGAUCAUGGCCAGCACGUACAUGUGCCACGAUCGUAAAUUGUCUGAAGAUGAUACGUUCUUUAAGGGACGAGACGCCAGCCACGGAGAGCCCGAGUUCAGGGUGGUGGGCAGGAUCAGAAAUUCGCCCUAUUUUGCGAAGGAUUUUGAUUGUCCUGCUGAUUCCGAGAUGAACGUUAGGGAUAAGUGUCGGGUUUAUUAUUGAAAUGGGAUUUUGUUGUAGCAU